AUGAAUUCUGCGAAGAAUAUCCUCACAAUUUAAUGCCAACACCUGGCUAUUGGAUUGAAUGUUCCCGCCAAAAAAUCUCCAUGCCCACCAAUCACACGAUAUGGGAUGAAAGUGAUUCGGAACAUGAGGAUGUGCGCGGGGGUAAUACCAGUGAUGCCUAUUUGGAGCGGGAGUGUAGUGACCUAUAUGAGGAUGAUGAGGAUUCGGAGGCGACACCAAGUCCUAGGAAAAAGACAACCAUCGAGGAACAAUGGGAACAAAAUGGGGCCUUCGAACUGAUCUCCGUGGAACAGGAGACCUAUGAGAAGUAUUUCUUUGGCCAUGAACAUUGGAAUUAUUUCACUAGCGAUGAGGAUUUGGGACCGGUGAUUUUGUCCAUAAAACAAGAGACCCUCAAUGGAAGGGAUCAAUUCCGCAUUCUCGUUCGGGCUGGCUCAUAUACGGUACAUGGUCUGAUACCUGCCUCAUGUGUCUUUGCGGAUAGAUAUAACCGCGAAGAAGUGGUGAGAUCUCUGGGCAAAGAAGUGAAUCUAAAUCCUCCCCUGACACUUGGCCAGCUGCCGGACACUCCCGAGGAAUUACUGAAACUGGAUCAGGUCUUUAUAAAAUCGGAGCUAAAGGUCGGUGUGAUCUAUGUCAAGGAGGACCAGUACACGGAGGAACAAAUUCUAGACAAUAAUGAAAAUUCCCUGCUAUUCGAUGAAUUCCUGACCCUGCUAGGUGAUCGUGUGCGCCUAAAGGGGUUCGACAAAUAUAAAGGUGGCCUUGAUACAGUACAUGAUUUAACAGGACUGUAUUCUGUAUAUACAAAUUGGCGUAACAUUGAGAUCAUGUUCCAUGUCUCCACCCUGCUGCCUUAUGAGAAACACGAUCCUCAAAAACUGCAACGGAAGCGGCACAUCGGCAACGACAUUGUCUGUGUGGUGUUUUUGGAGGCAGACAAUACCCGCUUUAGUCCGGCCUGUAUAAAAAGUCAUUUUUUGCAUACGUUUAUAUUGGUACGAGUCUCAGCCAGAAUAAAACACAAACCCACACGGUAUGAGGUGUCGGUGGUGACGCGUGACGAAGUUGGUGCCUAUAAGCCAUAUUUGUGGGAACAAUCGGUAUUCGAAAAGGGGCCAAUGUGCAGAGAAUGGCUCCUAACGAAAAUCGUCAAUGGUGAACGUGCCUCAUAUUCCGCUCCGAAAUUCGCCCGCAUGCAAGAACGCACCCGCUCCCAAAUGCUAGAGGAUUUGGUAAUGAAUCUGUCGAAUCAUGCCGAGACGGGCCAGAUACCGAAACCAUAUCGCCGCGGCUCAUGGCGCCCAAUUGGCCACAUGAGACCCUCAUCGCCAUUGUUGGACUCGGUACGCGAUCAAUUCGAAGAUUACGAUCAGUUGGCGAAAGAUUUUACUCGUGUAUUUUUAAAUUCUGAACCAUCGUGCCUACAAAAUGCUCACCUGUUCGAUGUCACCUUUCUGGUUGGCCAAUCGAAGCAGAAAGCCCGAUUUAUUGGUGUGCGAGCGAUAUUGGGUGUACGAAGUCGGGUGUUUCAGGAAAUGCUCUAUGGCAUCCAAACCGGUUUCGGCUCACCCCAAAUACCAGUUGCUGAAAUAUUUGCGCGUCCAGCGCCAUCAUUGGUUUCACCACAAAAUCAAAAACCGAAAAGUAAUAAUUAUCUCACGGUACCCGAUUCCGAUUCGAUACGACCGAAAAGUGUACCCUCAUCACCCAUGGUGAAGAGGGCUUUCUCACGGCUGGGUACCAUCACUGCCGGUUGGGGUCGUUCGAUACGCAACAAAAAUACGAAUCAAUUGAAUCCGGAGGAUAAAAAGAAAUGGAUCUCGUCGACAGAUUGUUCGAACAGGGAUAGCAAAGAAAAAGACAAGGACAAAUCGGGUAACAAUUUGGCUGUGCCUCGUCUAUCGGUGUGUGCCGAUGCCCAAAAGGUGGACCGGGCGAAACUGGCGCAAACCGAAUUUACCAUCAUUGAAUUCGAUCCGGAAACAUUUAGGGUGCUGUUGGACUAUCUACACACGGGCACCUGCCCCCUGACAUGUGUCUCCAUACCAGGUCUCCUCUGUGCUGCCGAACACUACGACCUACCCGAACUGCUGCAGGCCUGCUUCCAUCACUGCAAACAAUUCCUGCGCAUCGAAGUCGUCUGUCCCAUGCUGAUAUCCUUGGAGAACUACUAUUGGCGUUACACGUCCGCUUCCGAAUUGGUCAACAUGAUUCUGUCCUUUGUCGAGAACAAAGCUCAUGCCCUCUUCAAGUGCCCCGAAUUCCUUAACCUCUCCGAGUCCAUGGUCCAAAUGAUAAUGUGCCGUGAAUUGCAAUGUCCCGAAAUUCGUAAAUUCGAGGCAAUGUUGGCCUGGGCCAAACACAAAGUGUCGAAAAUGAAAGUCCAUCCGAACAAGGAUAGCCAAUUCGAAUUCGAAUGCAUUAUGGAAAGGCUCACGCGCGAUCUCAACCUCUGUCGCAUUUCACCCAGUGAACUGUUGUCGAUUGUCCUGCCCUCGAAGGCACUGAAAAACGAACGAAUCAUGGAAACGCUAAUGAUGCAGGUCAAUUUGGGCACGUACCGCAUGCAGGAACUGGAUGAGUAUCGCCAACAGUUGCGCAGCCAAGAAUCGGCCGAGGCCGAAGUCCAUCAUCGGGGUGGAUGAGAUAGUAAGAAUGUUAGUUUCGAUAUUGAUCGUGGCGGUGGCAGUGGGGCCAGUGGUGGAGAUGUUUCAAACGCUUAUGAUUCCACCGCCGAUGAUGAGGUGGAAUUUUAUACCGAUUUUGAUGCAAAUCCCACUACAAGCCGAGUGGCGGCGCAAAUGCAGGCGGCCAAGGAGGCGAGACGAAGGCGGUGGGCGGGUGAUGGCGCGUCGGCGGGUAGUACGGAUUGUGGGAAGAGAU
Musca vetustissima is the source of this 2886-nucleotide messenger RNA. RefSeq lists its product as uncharacterized. The record is from RefSeq and is a predicted model, not a curated record. Gene Ontology annotation, biological process: regulation of small GTPase mediated signal transduction; activation of GTPase activity. The transcript is spliced from 11 exons. Gene Ontology annotation, molecular function: protein binding; GTPase activator activity. Lineage: Eukaryota; Metazoa; Arthropoda; Insecta; Diptera; Muscidae. The annotation marks the transcript as partial. Gene Ontology annotation, cellular component: cytoplasm.